AAAUAGUCGAGCCUAGCGGGGGAGUGGACACAAUUUUAUUCUCCUAGAUCGGUAUGGUCAGGUUAUAGAAUUUUACUUCGUUUCAGUCCUUCCAUACAGAUGGUAGUGUUAAUGUGACCCCGGCUUUUGAAUGAACUGUUGUCCUUAUCAGUGAUUUUUUUUUAAGCGAUAUACUCAUUAGUGUGUGAUUCCAGAUUUGUUUGUAUUGGAUUACAGAAAGAACUUUAGUAUUUGGAGCAUACAGUGAAAUGAGAGGUGGUGUUUCUUACGAGAUGACAUCGACUUGUGUGCAAGGAGGAAUUCGUCCUUUGGCAGGAUAUCAACCCAAUAUGCUGAUGGAACCUUCAUCACCAGCUUCAGCUUGGCAAUACUCUGUAAUACCAAAACGAGAACCCAUCGACCACGAGGAUAGAAACGACUCAGGUAUGGGCUCCGGGGGUGACUUCGCCUCUUCAUCACCAGGAAGCGAGUGUGACAACUUCAACAUCCCUUACUCCUCCCCUACUACUUCCCAGAUGGAUGUAACAGUCCACCAUCCAGCCUACUUCUCUACUCCAAUGACGCGACCGAGUCAGUCCCUCUACGCCCAUCAGCAUCAGAAUAUAGAUCAGAUGAGGUACAACAACGAUCACCACAACCCGUUGACUCCCCCGAGCUCAGAACCACUAGCAUCUCCCAAUAGCCGGCUCGACACCAAAACUGAUGGUUCCGAGCACCAUACUACCCUCACCCCAUGUGCAUCACCAGCCGAAGGAAAUGCCAACAAUUUCACAGAGCAUGAAGAUCCCUUGAGGCGACUACAAAUGUCCCUGGAAAAAAAUGGGUUCCUUCCCCCUGCACUGUCUCCGAAAUUCAGCGAAUGUUCCGGCGAAGAUGACAAUAAAUCUGACAACGACAUAGAUGAGUAUGACGAACAAGGCUUGAAGAUCCCCAAAGUCAAUUCCCAUGGCAAAGUAAAGACUUUCAAAUGCAAGCAGUGUGAUUUCGUAGCCAUCACAAAACUGGACUUCUGGGAACACAAUAAGGGGCAUAUAAAAGCUGACAAGCUGCUCACUUGUCCCAAGUGUCCUUUCGUGACAGAAUACAAACAUCACCUGGAGUACCAUCUACGCAACCAUUUCGGAUCCAAACCGUUCAAGUGCAGCCAGUGCAACUAUUCUUGCGUGAAUAAGUCAAUGCUGAACUCGCAUUUGAAGUCGCACUCGAAUGUGUAUCAGUAUCGCUGCUCAGAUUGCAGCUACGCAACCAAAUACUGUCACUCCCUGAAGCUCCACCUACGUAAGUACGGACACAAGCCCGCCAUGGUACUCAACCCAGAUGGUACUCCAAAUCCUCUGCCCAUUAUCGAUGUUUAUGGUACAAGGCGAGGUCCGAAGGUGAAGCAACAAGAACAGAAAGCUCUGGAAGAAAAUUCUCCUAAACAUGAACAGAUGUUACCAUUCCCGCUCAACCAAUUCAUGCUGAACACGCCACCUCAAAUGCAGUUACCUUUUCCUGGAUUCCCAUUCUUUGCUGGAUUUCCUGGAAGCAUUCCCAAUCCUCUCCUGCUACAAAACUUGGAGAAGUUUGCCAGAGAAAACCAGGGUGCUCAUUUGGCAUCACCGGCUGCUGAGGAUUCUUCGUUGGAAUCUAAGCAGGCGGAUAAUGAAGUCUUAGAUCUGAGUAAACCCGAAGAACCGGCUCAGAAGAAUCGACGCAAGGGCCGUGCUUUUAAACUCAAAACACAUCACGAUCAUUCUUCCGAAGGUGAGGAAGAAACUACUACCACCAUUUUCGCUAACGUGGAAGUGGUUGAAGACGAGGAGGCGAUGGAGACUUCUGCUGAAAAAGAAAAAGUUUUGAAUAACAAUAAUAAAGACGACUACAGUUGUCAGUAUUGUCAAAUACAGUUUGGAGAGCCUGUUUUGUAUACCAUGCAUAUGGGUUAUCAUGGAUACAAGAAUCCAUUCACAUGUAAUAUGUGUGGUGAAGAGUGCAAGGAUAAGGUUUCUUUCUUUUUGCACAUUGCACGUACCCCUCAUUCUUAGGGGAAAUUUCAUAAGACUGAUAAAUCAUACAUCAAUGUUGAUUCAUGAUUACCUACUGAAUAUUUUAGAUUUUAUAAUCUAGUCACGCAGAUUUUUUUUUAUUCUAGUUUGGUGUGUUUGUAAUUAUUGUGCAAUUUAUUUGUAGCAUAAGUUUUCGGAAAUGAUACGGGUAGAGACUCGGGUAGAAAUUUUGAGCGAUUGUGCCAUUUUAUGUGUAUUUAAAGACUUUAUUUAUUUGUAAAUUAUCUUAGACAGCUAUGAGUCCAAAUAUUGUUUACGAGCCUUGAAAUAAAAAAUAUUGUGAAAAUAUUUUGAUCAGAUUCCAAUUGAACAUAAUAUUUAUAAUCUAUUUGUUGUAUAAUAUUUGGGGCCACGACCUUAAGACUGACUUGUAAAUAGGUUAGACUUUUUUUUCAUAAGUAUUAGCUAGAGCAAACAAUCAAAGAUAUGUAUUAUAGAAUAUGGGUAUUAUAGAUAGUGCUUUGAGCAAUGAUAAUGAAUAAUAAAACACAUUGAAAUAUUA
Phaedon cochleariae (mustard beetle) is the source of this 2550-nucleotide messenger RNA. The record is from the annotation of a GenBank genome assembly. Lineage: Eukaryota; Metazoa; Arthropoda; Insecta; Coleoptera; Chrysomelidae.